GUCUGUUUGAUGAUAGAUAUGAUGCUAAACGUACGCAGCUAAACAACUAACUAUACGUAACUUUCUUCACUAUACUAUACUAUACUUAACUAUACGUAAUUGUUUGCUUUAAAAAAGCAGGUUUAAAGAGAGGGAAAUUGUAUUAAGUAUGUUAAUCUUCUUUUGAACUCUCCAUUCUUGUAGCAAUAAUAUGUGGGGGGGAAUGAACCCGGGUAAAAAAUUCCUUCCACAGAACUGAUAUAAUUUAUUCAUUUGUUUAAGAAAUUAAUAACGACUGUUACAACGUACGUAUACUAUAGAAGGUGAAGAGUAGAAGUACUUUUUUAUUAAUAUUUAUAAUUGUGUACAAAAAAAAGUAUAAUAAAAAACUAAUAUGGCUAAAAAGUUAAAGAAAAAUGCCACUAAUGCAAAAAAUACUGGUAAAAAUGUUAGCGCAAAGAAUAACCGUCAGACAAGGAAACAAACGGAAGCUGACAAGAAUAAACACAAAUCCGCUAUUAUUAAAGAUCACAAUUUGAAGUUCAAAAACAAAUCUACGAAAAAUAAAUUAACUAAAACGGUCAAACAAAUACACAAGAAUGGAGAAAAACGUGCUUUCAUUAAUAUUUUGAAUUCUGACACUGUAAAAGUCGUAAAUGUAAAAAACAAGGACAAAGGUAAAAUAAGUAGACAAGUUCAAAAUAAAAAGAAUAAGCAAAUUGACGACAAAAAACUAAAACAGCAAAAACAAAAUAAAAAGAAUAAAAUUUCUGAUCAAUCUAAGAAUAAACUUAGUAAUGAUAAAGAGCUUGCAAAAAAAGUAAAAUCAAAAUCUACAGGACUUGAAACAAAACAGGAGCAAAAGCUUAAUGAGAAAACGAAAAAAUUGAGUAAAGUAUUAAAAAAAUCAAAAUCUACAGGACUUGAAACAAAACAGGAGCAAAAGCUUAAUGAGAAAACGAAAAAAUUGAGUAAAGUAUUAAAAAAACAAAUAAGACAAAAAGAGAGUAAAUUUUCGACAGUGCCAAAAAAAAAACAUAAUGAUUCACAAGUAAUUAUAAACCGUAACUUAGAUAUCAAGCAUUUGGAAAAAUUGCUUGCUAAUAAACAAAAAGAACAAAAAAAGAAGGAAAUAGAUAUGAAACCACAAUCUUUAAGACAAAGAAUGAUGACUAAAUUAAAAGCUUCUAGGUUCAGAUAUCUAAAUGAAACACUUUAUAAUAAUGAAAGUUCAGAGUCUAAAAAAUAUUUUAAAAAUGAUCCUGAUGCAUUUAAGGCAUAUCAUGAAGGAUAUAAACAACAAGUCGAUCAAUGGCCUGUAAAUCCUCUUGAUAUUGUAAUAGCUUCAAUUAAAAAAAUGCCAAAGGAAUACAUAGUUGCUGAUUUUGGAUGUGGAGAAGCAAGGCUUGCUACUGUAGUUCCUCAUAAAGUACAUUCUUUUGAUUUUGUUUCUUUAAAUAAAAAUGUAACUGCUUGUGACAUAACACAUACAAACCUAUUAACAAGUAGUGUAAAUGUUGUUGUAUUUUGCCUAUCACUUAUGGGAACUAAUCUUAAAGACUAUAUUAUAGAAGCAAAUAGGGUUCUUAAAAAAGGUGGCAUUUUAAAGAUAGCUGAAGUUGAAAGUCGAUUUGAACAAGUAAAGGAUUUUAUAGAUGCAAUUAAUAGUUAUGGUUUCAAAAUUAUCUGGAAGGAUUUAUCUCACAACUUGUUUUACUUUUUAGACUUUGAGAAAGAAAAAGACAUUAGAGGUAAAAGAAAUAAUCUACCUCCUAUUACUUUAAAGCCAUGUUUGUAUAAAAAACGUUAGAUAAUAAGUAGUGAUUAAACACUAUAUUUUUUAUAUUUCAUAAAAAAUUGUGUUUUAAUAAAAUUAUUAUUUUGUUA
This is a messenger RNA of Bombus terrestris (buff-tailed bumblebee), 1866 nucleotides long. RefSeq names its product ribosomal RNA-processing protein 8. Gene Ontology annotation, molecular function: methyltransferase activity. NCBI's taxonomy places the organism in Eukaryota, Metazoa, Arthropoda, Insecta, Hymenoptera, Apidae. The record is from RefSeq and is a predicted model, not a curated record. The coding region runs from base 374 to 1789 and encodes 471 amino acids. The transcript has 4 exons. Gene Ontology annotation, cellular component: nucleolus; rDNA heterochromatin; chromatin silencing complex. Gene Ontology annotation, biological process: cellular response to glucose starvation; regulation of transcription by glucose; rDNA heterochromatin formation.